This is a messenger RNA of Malus domestica (apple), 4159 nucleotides long. Lineage: Eukaryota; Viridiplantae; Streptophyta; Magnoliopsida; Rosales; Rosaceae. The record is from RefSeq and is a predicted model, not a curated record.
UCUUAAAUUAUCGUCUUUUUUGCUAUUUUCUUUUAAAUUCAGUUCGACCUACACAAAAUGAUUAAUUAGAGUGUGGAAAUAGAAGAAAAUUGGACACUUUUUCGCGGAUUUGGGUCUUUUAAGUUGACGGAAAUUGGGGUUGGGGGGGGGGGGAUGCCAUUAGUUUUGGUGUUGAUAUUUUAGUGAUUGACAAAGUGAGAAAUUUUGUUUCUUAUUCUAAUGCAUGAAAGCUUGAAUUUGUGCUGCAAUUGAAUUGGUCUUGUGGAUUAUCACUAUGUAGAAAAUAUGUUGAACAAUGCUGACAUUUCGAUAAUCGGGUUGUUGUUUACCCGUGCAAUCAAGCGAUUUUCGACUUGGGGUUGCUGUAAUAGCUCUAGUAAUAGUCUACUUAAGUUUUUGUGCUAUAUAGCUCGAUGGAUUAUAGUGCUGAGCAUUGUAAUUAGUUUUGAGUUACGUGCAAUUUCAGGGUGUAUGAUCUUGUAAUAUUCAUUGUCGAGAAUUAGCCCUUUGAUACAUGGCUGAGCCCGAACCUAGAGGUCGCACUGUCCUUGAGCCACUGUCAUUGUUCAACCUCUCUGACCACUCUCGUGCACGAGUUACAUCCCUUGCUAUCUCCACGCUCUCCGACUCCCAAUGUCUAAUUUACCUUGGUACUCAGUUUGGAACCUUAGUUUUAUUCUCUGUAAAUCCUAAUGAUCAAUCCCCAUCUGAUCCUUCCAACAACCCUUCAAUCCCACAAAACAUUUCGUUUUUGCAAAAGGUUUUGGUUGGCAAUACCUCAGUGGAGUCUAUCCAAGUAUUUGGUGAGAUUAAGAAGCUUUUGGUACUUUUAGACGGGUUUCUGUUUUUGGUUGAUUCGCUUCUGUUACACCCCUUGAAGAGAUUGAGUUUCUUGAGAGGAAUUUCUGUCAUCACAAGGAGGUUGCGAAGCAGUGAAUCAGAAUGCUCGAAUUUGUCAGGUCUUAGUAAUUCAUCAGAGUAUACAAGCACAAGUCAGCGGCUUUUGCAAAAGUGGGGAAGUGGGAUCAGAGCAAAUGGCUUGAAAAUGAAAGAAACUGCGCAGCAGCGUUUAGGCCAUCAUGUUUUCUCUGUUGUUAUUGGUAAAAGAUUGGUAUUGGUAGAGCUUGUUUUGAGCAACAGAGUAGGUAAAAGUGACCAAGACAUUGAUGAUGGGUCUUUUGUAAUUCUCAAGGAAAUUCAGUGUAUCGAUGAGGUUAUGACCAUGGUAUGGCUCAAUGAUUCAAUAAUUGUCAGUACGGUUAAUGGAUAUAGUUUGUUUUCAUGUGUUACCGGACAAAGUGGUGUAAUAUUUUCGCUGCCGGAUGCUUGUAGUCUGCCACGGCUUAAAUUGUUGUGUAAAGAAUGGAAUGUGCUUUUGUUGGUGGACAAUGUUGGUAUCAUAGCUAAUGCACAUGGGCAGCCAGUUGGUGGUAGCUUGGUGUUCCAUAGUGACCUGGAUUCUAUUGGGGAGAUAUCUUCAUAUGUGGUUAUUGCAAGGGAUGGAAAGCUGGAGUUGUAUCAUAAGAAAACAGGCAGAUGUAUUCAGAUGAUCACUUUUGGUGGUGAAGAGGUAGGAGGGCCUUGCAUUGUUGCAGAUGAGGAAGAUGGAAGUGGAAAACUUCUUGUUGUUGCAACCCCCACCAAGAUUGUUUGCUAUCGGAAAUUACCCUCUGAAGAACAAAUUAAAGAUCUAUUGAGAAAAAAGAACUUCAAGGAGGCCAUCUCCUUGGUGGAGGACCUUGAGUGUGAGGGUGAACUAUCGAAGGAUAUGCUCUCAUUUGUUCAUGCUCAAGUGGGGUUUCUCUUACUUUUUGACUUGCAUUUUGAGGAAGCAGUGAAUCACUUUCUGCAGUCUGAGACAAUGCAGCCUUCUGAAGUAUUUCCAUUCAUAAUGAGAGAUCCAAAUCGAUGGUCACUAUUGGUUCCUAGAAACCGUUAUUGGGGUUUGCAUCCGCCCCCUGCACCCCUGGAAGAUGUUGUAGAUGACGGGUUGAUGGCAAUUCAAAGAGCAAUCUUUCUUAGGAAAGCAGGUGUAGAAACUGUGGUAGAUGAUACAUUUCUCCUGAACCCUCCAAGCAGGGAUAAAUUGUUGGAGUCUGCCAUCAAAUCAAUUACUAGGUAUUUGGAGGUGUCUUGUGAGAAAGAGUUGACUCCAUCAGUGAAGGAGGGAGUUGAGACCCUAUUAAUGUACCUCUACAGAGCUUUGAAUAAUGUUUAUGACAUGGAGAAGCUGGCAUCAUCAAUGAAUUCUUGCGUUGUGGAAGAGUUGGAAACUUUGUUAGAUGACUCUGGGCAUUUACGAACGCUUGCCUUCCUAUAUGCAAGUAAAGGAAUUAGCUCAAAGGCUCUUGGUAUCUGGCGCAUCUUGGCAAGAAAUUAUUCCUCUGGCCUUUGGAAAGACCCCAUGUUGGAGAAUGGCUCACAGGAUGGUGGUACAAGUAUCAUCUCUGGUAAGGAGACUGCUGCAGCUGAGGCAUCAAAGCUUCUUGAGGAGUCAUCUGAUCCAGCGCUUGUUCUACAACAUCUUGGAUGGGUUGCAGAUAUCAACCAGGUUUUUGCAGUUCAGGUUUUGACAUCAGAGAAAAGAACUAAUCAACUUCCACCAGAUGAAGUUAUUGCAGCUAUUGAUCCAAAGAAGGUAGAGAUUUUUCAAAGGUAUCUUCAGUGGUUGAUUGAAGAUCAAGAAUACAGUGACAGUCAGUUCCACACGUUAUAUGCUCUCUCACUUGCCAAGUCAGCAAUUGAAGCUUUUCAAGCAGAAAUUGCCUCCCAAAACCUUGAUCCUCGAAGAAUACAAGAGACAAACAUUUCAGAUAAUAGAAUAAGUUUUAUCUUUCAAAGUCCUGUUCGGGAAAGACUGCAGAUAUUUUUGGAGUCUUCAGACUUGUAUGACCCAGAGGAGGUUCUUGACUUGAUCGAGGGAUCAGAAUUGUGGUCAGAGAAGGCUAUUCUUUACAAGAAACUAGGGCAAGAGGCAUUGGUGCUCCAAAUUUUAGCAUUGAAGCUGGAAAACAGUGAAGCUGCUGACAAAUAUUGUGCUGAGAUUGGGAGACCAGAUGUCUAUAUGCAGUUACUUGAUAUGUAUUUGGAUCCACAAGAUGGUAAGGAGCCUAUGUUUAAAGCUGCUGUUCGCCUACUCCACAAUCACGGGGAAUCAUUGGAUCCUCUGCAAGUUUUAGAGAGAUUGUCGCCAGAUAUGCCUCUUCAACUUGCCUGUGAGACUAUAUUAAGAAUGUUGAGAGCUCGACUUCAUCAUCACCGUCAAGGACGGAUUGUGCACAAUCUGUCCCGUGCCAUAGAUACUGAUGCAAGUUUAGCAAUACUGGAGGAAAAGUCAAGGCAUGUGCAGAUCAAUGAUGAAAGCCUUUGUGAUUCUUGUCAUGCACGCCUUGGAACUAAACUUUUUGCUAUGUACCCAGAUGACACCAUAGUCUGUUACAAGUGUUUCCGUCGUCAGGGUGAGUCUACAUCGGUAACUGGUCGCAACUUUAAGCAAGAUGUCCUAGUGAAACCGGGUUGGCUUGUGACCAGGUAAUCCAAAAUGGUGAAGCAAUGAUGAAAUUGAAGACUGGGGCUGGUCCGUCUUUGAGUCCAUUCUCUACGGCUAUUCUUUGAGGCUCAGGAUCAGGUUUCAUAGCAACUCAAGUCAUCACGAAGUACAGUGCAGAAGCUCGGGGGUGAAAGAUUCUGCAAUCGUCCUGUUAGACCGAGGCCCCAAUUUUUGUAGCUUAGUAUUCGGUAAGGGACGUUCCAGCCAUUAUGAUCUUCACGUGGAGUACGUGUUUCUUAGAAUCAUCUUCACGACCACCUUUAUGAUAGGGAAAAACUUCAAGCAUGAAUCAUCAUUACCAUGAUCGUCUGUGACCUGAUGAAGCUCGAGGAACACGUAGUUUAGAAGUUUGAGAUCCGGCAAAUCCAUUCCUGCUCGGAAUCAGGAAUAAUACUGUGAGUUUGCAUGACAUGGGUUGAAAUGACCAAGAGUUCGUCAUACAUACAGGAGGGAUCAGGAUUCUGCUUGUGAGUUCAAUACGGUGUUGUGAUAAAAAAAUGUUGUUACAUUCAGGAGAUCUUGACGAAUUUGUAAAUUGUGGUAAAAAAUGUUGUUACAUUCAAGAAAUUUUGAUAAAAAAAAAGGGAUGCUAUUAUUACUACUUACGAA